Dermacentor andersoni is the source of this 1505-nucleotide messenger RNA. RefSeq lists its product as uncharacterized. The record is from RefSeq and is a predicted model, not a curated record. NCBI's taxonomy places the organism in Eukaryota, Metazoa, Arthropoda, Arachnida, Ixodida, Ixodidae. Gene Ontology annotation, molecular function: serine-type endopeptidase inhibitor activity.
CUGAGAAACCCCGGCGCACGGACCCCGGCGGCAUGCCCGACAUCUGGAGCUUAUCACGCAGCUUAGUAAGAGAGCUUAGCCCGUGGCUCCAAGUGGCGAGGCAUUCACGACUGUCCCGCAUUCAAGAUGAAGCGAGCGCGCUUUCGCCAAACUAUACACGUGCGCGCGACCUCGUAGCUCAACUUCUCACAACGGCGUCAGGCGAAAGCGCCCCGACCGCUUUAAUCUUCGCGAAGCAGGAGUUCUUUCAGGAAAAAGAAAAAAAAAAACUAUUACCGCCGCCAUGAGACGCAGCGCCGCGCUUGAGGGGGAAACCGCUCCGAGACGCGUUUACCAACGGACUCCGAGCGGCCAUUGAAUGCAGCGUGAAUCGACAGAAGCCACCCUAAUUAGCGCAAUUAGAAACCGAAAGCAGGGUGUAUACGGACCAUUCAGGGGUCUUCUCGACGGAAGCUGAGCGGACACUGAAGAUGGAGCAAGCUGACGGCAGCUGCUGCAGUAAUUGGGCUUAAUUACGUAGAAACGAGGCAAACUGUGUGUAUACCGACGUCGGCGUUUAGGACGGGCCACUCUACUUUCUUUCUUCGACAUGUGCGCAGUGUAGGACAGGAUGGAUGGCGAGUGUAGCACUUUCGAAGUGAUUGUGGUUUUGCUGGCCCACGGAAAGUGUGACUGUGUUUGUUGACCCGAGGAAGACGGCUCGUUGUCACCGCAGUGGGAAGUGGCCACCUUUCCCGGAGGAACGUGCGAUUUUGAGAAGCCGCAGCAGCGCCAACGAGGACAGCGGAUGCCACGGGAUGCCAGCCUCUGCCGGCCGCGCUGCUGACGGGGCGAGCGGCGGCGUGUCCAGCUGCGCACGCGUCGUGCCGGCGCUGGUGGCGGCGGCCGCGCUGCUGGGCUGCGCCCUGGCGGACGCGGACCUCGACGCGGCGGCGCCGUUCGAGAAAGGCCGCUCGAUAGUCGGCACGGUGCACAACCUGGCCGUGUUCAAGCCCCGCGCCAAGCACUGCAUCAAGAACGUCAUCAACUAUCGGGACGCCCCGCCGGACAGGAGAGGCCGUUUCCACAUACUGCUGGGCCGUAUGGUGGAGUACGUCGACCAGAUGACCGAACGCAACUACAAUGCGAAGAUCAAGCUGCUGUCCAGGAGCGGUAGCAUGCUCCACAAAAAGUUCAGCGACGCGUUCACGCGGUGCGUCCAAGAUCCGUGCUCGCAGCCGCCGGAGCCCGGCUGGUGCCUGCAGAACAUGGUGAUGUUCUACUACGACCCGGACAGGGGAUCCUGCAACGAGUUCACCUACACCGGCUGCGGCCGGAACUUCAACAACUUCCUCACUAAGCAGGAGUGCCGCAAGAUCUGCAUCGAAGGCCGGACGUGACAAGGCCAGUAAACACGCGGGUGGGUGACGCCGAGGACGUUAUAGUUAUGUGCACAAACGGGCAGCACGCAAGCUAUGUUAGCACGGGAACGCUUUUGCGGAAAAUAAAAGAGCAGUCCAAGUGGU